Messenger RNA from Gasterosteus aculeatus aculeatus (three-spined stickleback), 3877 nucleotides. Its product is annotated as zinc-binding protein A33. Lineage: Eukaryota; Metazoa; Chordata; Actinopteri; Perciformes; Gasterosteidae. The record is from RefSeq and is a predicted model, not a curated record. Gene Ontology annotation, molecular function: protein binding.
GGCCACUUCGGAGUAGAAUAGAGUCCAACCCCUAUCCAGGAGUGUGGUUCCAGAGCCGAGGCUGUGCGUAGAGGUAAUCCCCACCAGAUAACUGAUAACACUCCACCUCCACAAGCUCCGUCUCCUUCCCCCCUAAAGAGGUUAGGUUCCAUGUCCCCAGAGCCAGCAUCUGCCGCCCAGGUCUGUUCCGUCUAGUCCCCCCCACUGUCACUGCCACCCUUGUAGCAGCGCACCUGACCCCAUCGGUUUCCGGAACAGGUGUUGAGCCCCUGGGGAGUAGAGAUUUGGGGUGCCGCGUCACUCCUUCGGGCUAUGCAAGCCCGGCCACCAGACGCUUGCUGUGGGCCUGGCUCCAAAUGGGCGGCCCAGGGCUUCCUCCGGGCCGGGUAACUCCUUUCCUCUUCUGUUUUUACACAGGUGCCAUUCACGAUUAUUGUAAUGUUCCAUUUAGUGGGCCAGUGUCUUGGUAUGAAGCUUGCUGGUUCACUGGAAUGGCUGUGACUAAUUAGAUUCAAUGUUAAUAUAAUUUAUUAUAUUAAAUUAUAUAUUAUAUUAUAUUUAUAUUAUAUUUAUUAAUAUAAUUUAUUAUAUUAACUGCACCUGUGUUUACUCUGCCGUGAUAUGUCAAAAUGGCUGCCAAUGAGAUAUUGGGUUACCUCAUUUGGAAAUAGAUUGUUACUUCACAGAACUUUAUAGAAAGGAAAAACCCAAUACGCUCAUGUGAACUUUAAACUAGUAUUCUGUUGUGUGUUAAUACAGUUGCUUUGAACGCUCUCAGAUUGAUGCAUUCAAGUGGAAUUGGGAAAAAAAGACAGCUGCCGCCACCUCUUUUAUGCAAGAAACAACUCUAUUGUUUUGAUUUGACUUAAUCACCGCACAAUUCUAAAACAUAUAAUGUUCUUAAAAUUCAAAUGAAUGACUACAAACAACAUUUUUUACGUUAUAGGACAACUGAUGGAGAAACACAGUAGUUCCAGCCCGGACACAUUUGAAAAUACAAAACUAUUGUAUUGUGUAUAUAUAUAUAUAUUUGAAAAACAAAAAAUAACUUCCAUGAAUCAGUUCGUUGGUUAUUUCCGGUAUUGCUGUUUUUAUACUGCUGACAGAGGAUAUAUCCUUAACUAGAAAAUAUAAUUCCCCCUGUAUGUAAGGUGGAGGUUUCAAGUUGUUUCAUCAUACUUGUGUAGAUUGACUUUUGUACCUCACCUGGCCUCCAAACCAGCUGUGUCAUACAAUCCUACAUAGUACUCCACAUGAAAAUCUUAAAGUGAGAUUUAAGGUCAUCUGAGAAACUUCAGCAGAUUAGUAGAAAAACAGCCUUCUGCUCCUACGUGUGGUAACAUUCAACUAAAUGUAUGUUUUGGGUGGAGGGGAGGCUUCUUAAAAGAAGAGAACCAUGGUGUAUUUUCUGUAAAUGUUGUUGGUGGGAUAACACUUAUCUAGUACAAAUAUGUACUUUAGUUUAGUUCCCAUAGUACGGUCUGCAACUGCUCUGCUUGUGAGAGCUUCACUGUGGCCUCAUUCCACCGCCGAGGGACACACGUGGGACGUUGUGGACACAAUGAACAUAAUGAUCCUCUGGAAGAAGGCAGCACUGACAAUAGACAUAAGUGUCAGCUUGAUUAGGAGGCAGCAACAAGGGGAAUGUCUCUUCUUGACGAGGGGAAGAGAAAGCCUGAGACGAGGUGGUGGUUAAAGUAAACAUGCUCCUGUCAGUCAAUCUCUACUUUAUUGCUGUCCAAAUCAAAUCUCCCAGUAAAUUGCUUCUGCAUUUGUACUUUACCACUAAGAAUCUGUCUGACUGCAGAUGAUAUGAGCUGUGCUGAAUAUGUGCGCAACUCUCUCUACAGGAGACAUUACAAAACCACCAAGAGUGUCUAAAGAGGCAAAGGGAAGCAGUGAAAUACAGACUGAAAAAACUGGCAGCACGACAAUCAGAAAUCACAAAAAAGUCCUCAGUGAUAAGGGAGAGCAUCAUACAGAAAUAUCAGGAGAUCCAGGCCGUCCUAGGCGAGGACCUGAGGAGGACCCUGUCCCACCUGGAGAUGGAAGAGCGCGCUGCUGUCUCUGCCCUGGAUGGGCUGAUGGAAAAGAACUGCUCUCUGAUCCAGGAGAUAGAGCAGGACCUGGCCAGACUCACCAUGUCAAUGGACGAGACCUACAUCGAGCCAGAUACUAUGGACAUGGGAACACUGAAAGGAGUGAUGGAUGUCCUAAACAGGAUGGACCCCAGCAGUGUGAGCCUGGACGAUGUUAAAUCCGACCAAAUCCUCAGCCUCACCAAAAACAUGCUUCUGCUUAUCAGCUCACAGACCCCGAUUAUCAAGAACAUUACCCAGAGUUAUUCCAGCGAGGUGCAUCUGGACCCAAAGACGGCCCACCCAAAGCUGGUCAUCUCCCCCCAAGGUGACAGUGCCACUUACGCAGACACCUGGCAGCAGCUUCCUGAUCUCCCUGAGCGCUUUGACACCACCCUCAAUGUCAUGAGCUCGCAAGGAUUCAGCUUCGGUCGUCAUUACUGGGAGAUUGACGUGACCGGGAAGACUUACUGGGAGCUGGGUGUCACAUAUCCAAACAUCCCCCGGAAGGGCCCCACCGAGGACUGCUGGCUCGGCCGAGGGGACGAGUCCUGGUGUGUGGAGUUGUUUGAUGGAGAGUAUACAGCCUGGCAUGGAGGCGUGCCCCAUAAGCUGCCUUUAACGAAACGCUUCUGUCGGAUCGGAGUGUUGUGUAGUUUCCCCGCAGGGUCGGUGACAUUUCUUGAGGCAGACAACAUGACACCACUGUUCUCCUUCUGUGUAGGGACCUUCUCGGACCGCCUGCACCUGGCCCUGUGUCCCGGUCAUGACCACUGUGGCACCAAUGCUGAGCCUGUAGUGAUCUGUAAUGCUCCAUCUCUUCUGUGAUCUCUGAUUAUUGACUCGACAAAAAAAAGUCAUUCCUUUCUGAGGCAUCAUUUUCUAAUAAUGCACCAAAUGUAAAGGUUUGUAAUUAAACAAUACGAAGACUCUACAGCUGUGCUAGCAGCUCUACGAGGCUAAACACUAACAUCAGGAUGUUCACGCUAACGCGCUAACGUUUAGAAGGUACAGUGGCAAACAUUGUUCAGCAUACUACCGAUUAGUACAAACAGAGCUGCUAAAAUUUUGUUAUCCAGGUAUUUGAUCAUAAAUAAAAAGUACAGGACAAAUUGAAAGUCUGAUUUGAUGAUAGUGCUACAAGCAGUGGAGCAGGCAAGCUGUAGAAAUGUAUCUUUACAGGUACAUGAACGUCAUGGCAAGCUUUUAACUGAAUCUCACAAAUGGUGGUGUCACAAUAACAGGAUAGUUCCAUCCUCUGGGGACCAUGAAUAUUCAUAAAAAUAUGUGAGCUUUUGAAAUAAUUGACUGUCUAUUGUCUCUUCGUACUUGGUAAUAACACGUUAAUCUAUCAAGACUAACACUGAAAAUAUUUACAAGAUGUUAAUAAAUGGGAUUUUUAACAGUCCAGGAGGUUCUUUGCUACUUAUUUAUAAUAAUCAAUUAUAUUAUUAAGACCUCACUAAAGACACAGAGUUGGAUGCUGGAGGAGGAUAAACAUAAUCUAUGGUACAUCACUUCAAUCUUUGAUCAAUGAACCGAUAACUUUAAUAAACCCUUUAUAAAUGGUGCCUCACAAGAAAAUGGUACCCUAAUUAUAAAGCCAUGUACUUAUUAGCUCUUUUAAAUGAUGGAAUGCAUUUCAGGAGACAUGGAGGCAGAAUUUGAUGAAAAUUGAAAACAGGGUACCUCUCAGUAGAAAGCUUAUAGAUGUGUAGUGAACUUUCAGAUGAAUGUACGGAAAGAUAAGUGUUCCCCAGCAUUAAGCUAAAUAAACUAAGAAAAGAGCACCAUGGAAA